AUGUCCCGCGCAAUGCGGUCGGAAAGUGUUGCCGAGGAGACACCGCUCGAACCAACCGCCGACCAACCGUUCCAACCGUCGGCAAUGGAUCACCGGCACAACCGGUGCCGGAAGCGUCUACUGCACCUUGGGGACAGCCUGUUUUCACUGGUCGUGAUAACGCCGCUGGUCGUCGCACAUUGGCGCGGGACGUGGGGCUGGAUGGAUCUGAACGGGUCACACUUUCCCGGCUGGUUGUGCUUUGUGCUGGGGUUCACCCUGCACACAACGUUCGCACUGCUGCGGGAACCACUGAAUGCCGCCCUUGCCCUUGCCCGGAAUGCACCGAAAAGUCGCUGGAAAACGGUGAAACAGUGGCUGGUCAGUCGGAUGUAUACGUACGCGUUCAGUAUGGCCUGCUUGAUGCAUUGGCGCGGUGGAUGGAAUGUGAUGGAGUUGUACUUUGCGUUCAAUCUUCUGCCGGCCCUGUCCAUAUCCGCGCUCUGUCUCGUCGGGCUCGUGUGGGCCAAAUCGGUCCGAAAUUUAUUAGCGCCACCAUUCAUCAUCCUCACCGAUCGAAAGGAGGCACUGUUUAGCUUUCCGACGCGCUUCAGGAUGAAGUUUUGCAUUAUGCGCGGUAGUUUCCUGCGGCUCGAUCAGCUCACCGGCAGUGCCCGCAAGACAUUCGAGAACGAUGGUCCGAAGGUGCCGGAAAUCGUCAACAACAUCUAUGCAGCGCUUGUGAUCGGUCCGUUAGUGAUAUGCUUCUGGCGUGGCACUUGGAACUUGAUGGACAGGCUGCUCUUCCCGGAGGAUGAAGAGCUGCGCAUGAUCGCUCUGCUGGUGGCCGGCAUGGGCGGACAUCUGUUGUUCAUGCUGCUGCAGACGAACCUUCAACGGUGGCUCGAUGUCGACGAACGGCCGGUAUCGUUCUACCUGCUAUCGCGCGUGUACACGUACGUGUACGGUGCCAUGUGUGUCAGUACUUGGCGCGGUGGUUGGAUAUUGAUCGAUCGGUACGCACCGUCGAGCCUGGUGUUCUUCAUCGAGGCUUCCAUAGUGGCGCUGCUGCUGUUGGGCUCGGUGCAGAGCUUUUGCAACGUUGCCGGGGCACCGUUUGUCAAUGAUUCACCGGACGGUUACUUUGACGUUCCAACGUACUUCAAAUCAAAGUUUUUCGUACUAAGCUGCAACUGGAAGAUUAACUAUCUUUAA
Messenger RNA from Anopheles marshallii, 1194 nucleotides. RefSeq lists its product as uncharacterized. Gene Ontology annotation, biological process: clustering of voltage-gated calcium channels; neuromuscular synaptic transmission; neuron-neuron synaptic transmission. The transcript has 4 exons. Gene Ontology annotation, cellular component: presynaptic membrane. Lineage: Eukaryota; Metazoa; Arthropoda; Insecta; Diptera; Culicidae. The record is from RefSeq and is a predicted model, not a curated record. The coding region runs from base 1 to 1194 and encodes 397 amino acids.